Messenger RNA from Drosophila sulfurigaster albostrigata, 2393 nucleotides. RefSeq names its product meiosis-specific nuclear structural protein 1. Gene Ontology annotation, biological process: cilium organization. Bases 85 to 1479 code for a protein of 464 amino acids. Gene Ontology annotation, cellular component: motile cilium. The record is from RefSeq and is a predicted model, not a curated record. NCBI's taxonomy places the organism in Eukaryota, Metazoa, Arthropoda, Insecta, Diptera, Drosophilidae. The transcript is spliced from 2 exons.
AUCAGUUGUUGCUAUUGUUUUCAUUUUGACUUUAAUAUUUUUUGUUUUUUAGUUUGUUUUUCUUUUGAUACGCAUUUUGUUACCAUGGAAACGACCGUAAAAGCAUUAUCGAACGUUAGGGACCAAGCUCCGGCAAUUAUUAUCACGGGACGUCCCAAGCUCUCAGUGUCCGUUGACGCGGAUCUUGUUUACAAAAACGAAAAAUUCUUUGGCACUCUGAUGAACGAAACCCGGCUGCUGGACUCGGUGCUAUCCAAAGAGAAUCCACAACGGCAACAAGCUGUCCAAUUCGAAACUGCCAUGUCCGACGAGCUGAAGAAGCUGAAACAACAGCAAUUUGUGGAUCGAACGCGACGUCAACAGCUGCGCAACGACUGCGAAGAGCUACGAAUUUUAGCUGAGCAACUGCGCCUGGCGGCCAUCACAAAGGAGCUAGAUGAGCACAUGGUUGAGCGUCACAGGAACCGUCAGCUGGCGAAGGACGCCAAGGUGAAGGGCAAUGAGCGUGCCGAGGCUCAAAGGCUACAACAGUUGGCCCAAGAACAGGAGCGAGAGCUGCUUAAGAAGCAGGAGCAAAUCCGUUUUCGCGAGAGUCUCUCUUCCCAGAUUGAGCAAACGCAGCUACGACGCAAGCAUCAGUGUGUCAAGACCGCAGCAGAACGCGAGGAGAGCAUUGUUAUCCAGCGGCGCAUCGAGGAGGAAGACAAAGCGGAGCAACUGCAAAUCCUGAGGAUAAAGCAAAAGAAUCUGCAGUGCCAUCUGGAGUAUAUGAAGCAGAAGCACGAGUACAAGGAGCGCGAGAAAGCGCUGAGUGCAGAGAUGGCGGCCAAGCUAGAGCAGGAGCAAGCGCAACGAGCGCAACAGAAGGACGAAAUCGAGGCGGCGAGACGAGCAGCGCAAUUGAAGCAGGAACAGAUUAGCCUGAAGAUUGGGAAACAAGUACAAGAGAUUGAGAACGUGAAGCGUCAGCGCGACAAUCUGCUGCUCGAUCUGCUGCAGGCGGAGUACAAAGCCAAGGAUGAUGAACGCCAUCGGCAGCAGUUGGAGCAGGAGCAAUUAGAACGUUUGCGCGCACGCCAGGAGCUUGAACGUUAUCGCGCUUGCAUGCGCGAACGCAGCUUGGAGGAUGCUCGCCUCCGGCAGCAACAGAUUGUGGAGCGUACCCAGGAGACUGUGGAGAGUCAAGAGAUUGAGGAGAUUGCCAAGGAACGCACGCGUCGCAGGGAACAUGGUGCUUUGCUGCUCUCCAUGAUUGAGGAAAAUAAUCGCAAGCGUGCCGAGGCUGCGGCAGAGAAUGUCCAGUUCUUCGAUAUGAAAGCCAAAUCGGAAGCGGAGCUCCAACAUCGCAUUGAAGAGGAGCGUCUUAAGAUGCUCAGUUCUGUGCCCGCUGAAGUGCUUCAAUAUCUACCAAAACAUGCGCUUUCCCAAGCCGACCGUAAGCGUUUCAACAUUCGCUGGAAAACGGAAAUCUUACAGUGAAGGUUACAAGAGAGAGCAUUUCGAUUUUCAAAACGCAUCACCCAAAACCGCCCACAGUGCGUACGUGACGUGAAUCAUACGUUGGCUGUCGUUGCCAGAUCUAUGCUUCACAGUGCGUACGUGACGUGUCUCAUACGUUGGCCUAAUGUUGCCGGAUCCACUCAACAAGUGCUCAAGGGCAGUACGCCACUACGUACGUCACUUUUCACUAGCAAAUGAAUAAAUAUUAUUUCACUUACAUAACCCCGUAAAUUCACAAUUUAAAAAUAAAAACUAAUUAUAUUCAUAACUAUUGUGUGCGUAUUUUGUGUAAAUAAGGAUGGCAAUUGAUGCGAAAAUUGCUUACUAUUAUUUCACAUGAAAUAACGGUUAAAUUCAACAAUAAAAUAUUUUAAUUUUAAAGACAUAAUACAAAUGUAGAAGCGCACUAUUUUGUGUGUUCAUAUAAAUAAAAAUAAUUUACAUAUGUACAUUAAUUAUUGUAUUUUAAAAAUGUGCAGCAAUUUUAAAAAGCUGAACUUUAUUACAAUCAAAAAAUAUUCUUAAAAAAUAGUGACAGCUCUUCAAUAUUCUGCGAGCGGUUGGCAACCCUUGCGACCAGCCCACACAACAGACGUGUGGUAUGGCAACACCAGGACAUCGCAGUCGCUUUAGUUUAAUGGCGGACGACGGAACGUAAAGAAAGAAAGAAAAAGUGGGAGUGAUCUUUGUUUUGCUAUUUACAUCUAAAAUAACUCAAGCAGCAAGUAAAAGCAAAUAAGUAACGACAAACCAAAACAGGCAAACAACAAAUUGCAGUGUGCACGUGUGUGAUUAUUAUUAAAAAUGCCUGUGUCAACAAUAUUUACAGUGCAAAAAAGACAAAAAUAAAAAGUGGUGCGCAAACAAAAAAAAAAAAACAAGAAAAAGAAAAA